GGUAUAGGUCGGCGACGUGAUCGGGGGUCUUCGGCCCGCCAGUGGCUAUCCGGACGUUGGUCGUGUGUCGUCUUCACGAGUGUGAUCGCGCGUCCCGACCGUCAAGUAUCACGUGUCCCGUGAUAAAUUUACUUUAUUUGUUUGAAACAUUAUUAUUCGGCUUUAUUUUUUUAUACUGUAUUGUGCGUUUUUAACGAUUAGUUUUUAUUUUCAAUCGUUGUUUUGAACGACAUGGAAGAAUUGAUCGAUCGUAGUAUUCAACGAUCGAAAUUGCGCUUUUUCCGUUUCGUCAAAUGAUACAGAAACUGUCAACAGACAGCCAGAUUUACGGUGAAUGCACGUUGGUUCCAUCAGCUGCACGAAUGACUAUGGCUGAGGUUGAAAUGGAGCCGCCGACAGACAGGGCGAGCCGGUCGACGACUAUCAACUGUACCAUCACGCCGUCGUCCAUGUACAAGAUCAACAACAACCAUCCGUUGGCCACCAACAACAACAACCACACGCGUCCCGUGUACGUAAAACAUAAAAAACGCAAACGACUCAACCAAGUGUUGGAUAGGUUGACGGUGCAAGCGACAUCGCCAACAAACAACAAUAACAACAGCAUCAACAACAACAAGGAAGAUUCGAUAAAGAGAGAGUACGACAGCGAUGAGUCGUUGCGCCGGGCAAAAGACUACGAAGAACCGUUCAGUCCUGGCUCGUCAUCCAACCGAUCGCCUCAAAGCAUCAACACCGACUCGCCCUUCAGUCCAAAUAGAACGAAGGACUCCGACGAGCCGCAAAUGCCCGUUUUGCCCGUGCCGUUCUUGCCGCCGCCCCCGCUACACCACUAUCUCAAGUAUCCCAAAUGCAAUUGCGUGUACUGCAGUAAUCCUUCUCUAACCGAAGGCCAACACGUACCGCCCGUCACGCCCAUGUCGCCGGCUUCUUUGUUGGCCGGAUCGAUGUACACUUUCGAACAUUACCUGCAUACCAAAUACCUGCCCGAUAUUUUUCGGCGGCGGAGCCAUUCCGAUUCCGAUGUUCCUAUGUGGUUUGAGGCGACCAAAGCCGAGCAUUGCGCCACCGACCAAGAGACGACGUCGACUGUCAACACGUCCUCGCCCAGUACCCCGACAACGACCACGUGUGGCAAAUCGAGCGGCAAGCGGCCGUUCUCGGUGCCACAUCCGCUUGACAAUCCGCGGAAGAAAACGAGCAAGUCACCGCCCGCGCCACCUCCACAGGAUUCGCCGUUGGACUUGUCCAUGAAAAAUCUCAGUCCGCCGCCCACAAUUGUUCCUGAACCGGUCGUCUCCGUGGGUUACUACAGACCCGGCAGUACAGGCUACUCCGUGCCAGUGGUUAAGGGCGAUGUAGCAUCGUGUACCACUAAAGCGUCGGUGGCCGUGCGUUACAACCUGGAAGUGUCGCCGGUCGUCGAAGAGAUGCCGGUCGGCUCCGACGUUGCUUACGUGUGCCCCGUGUGCGGUCAGAUGUUCAGCUUGCACGACAGGCUGGCCAAGCACAUGGCGUCCAGACACAAGGACAAGAGCGCUGCGGCGACCGCGGAAAACGGCGGUGACGGUUCAGCAGGCGGCGGUACCGCCAAAGCGUAUCCCUGCGAAGUGUGCAACAGGUCGUUCGCGCGCAGUGACAUGCUCACCAGACACAUGAGGCUGCACACGGGCGUCAAACCUUACACGUGCAGAGUUUGCGGCCAAGUGUUCUCGCGGUCCGACCACCUGAGCACCCACCAGCGUACGCACACCGGAGAGAAACCGUACAAGUGUCCACAGUGUCCGUACGCCGCGUGCCGCCGGGACAUGAUCACCCGGCACAUGCGUACCCACUCCCGGUACGAAAUGGUUUCGUCGACGGACGCCGUUGGAGACUCGCCCGUCGCCUCGCCCUACUCGAACAAACCCCUUUCGCCCGCGGACAAGUAUUCGCCGCCACUGGAAGUACAGUGCAAGUCUGAACCUCAAUAACGGCCUCAGUGACCGUGCACAGUCUAGCAGCUUCUCGACCAAAGAUUGUAUAAUUUAUUUAUUAAUCAGUUAUUUUAAGUACCUAUACACAACGAUAUUUUCUAGUGAUAAUAUUACAUUAUUAUUAUUAUUAUUAUUACAUAAACAGUAUAAUUAUGUAAAAAAUAUAUAACAUUAUAUUACCGAAGGAUAGAAACGUGGAAUACUACCCCUCCGCCACACCGAUGACAAUCAACUCAACGGCGCACGUCUCUCUCACACUCUCUCUCUCUCUCUCUCUGUCGUAUACUUUUUUUGCUAAACAAAUAUUUAAAGGAAAAUGAUUUUAGGUCAAACAAAACAGGGUGUGUGAUAUCUAAUGUGCCAUCCCUACGUAUAAUAUAUAUUUUUUGCUUAUUUCAUAUAAUACGAAAAAGCGUUAGUUAUUUUUUUACAAAAAAAAUUUAUCUGCGUAAUAUUUGUUUCAAAUACAUAUGAUGUUUUAUUUGUAUAUUUUCUUAAAUACAUAUAUUUUGUGUUCGAACGUGUAUUUCCGGUAUACUUUGUUACUAUUUAAAUUUUAAAUUAGUACACAUUUUGCUCAAAUAGACUUAAUAUUUAUACAUCCACAUCCGUUUUGUAGAGACCAUUUCGACAUCGGUCUCGUCACUGUACAAAAUACAUUUUCACAAUAACGUAUUGUUUCACUGUAUUCUCUCUAGUUUUUGUACUUUGUUAAUUGCUCACUGCAUGAAGUCUUUUUUUUUUUUUUAUUGCUCGUAUCAUUAUUAUUAUUAUUGUUGUUAUUGUGACGAAAACAAAUGCAAUUCAUGUAAAAUUACAUUGAUGAUCG
This is a messenger RNA of Daktulosphaira vitifoliae (grape phylloxera), 2805 nucleotides long. Its product is annotated as early growth response protein 1-B-like. Gene Ontology annotation, biological process: regulation of transcription by RNA polymerase II. The transcript is spliced from 2 exons. Bases 294 to 1973 code for a protein of 559 amino acids. NCBI's taxonomy places the organism in Eukaryota, Metazoa, Arthropoda, Insecta, Hemiptera, Phylloxeridae. The record is from RefSeq and is a predicted model, not a curated record. Gene Ontology annotation, molecular function: RNA polymerase II cis-regulatory region sequence-specific DNA binding; DNA-binding transcription factor activity.